AUGGUAAAAGUUGAAUUGAGUUUUGGAGGCUCAUUCAAUUUUGUUUUGGUUUUGAUGUUUUAUGUUUUCGUUAUCCCAACAAGGUGUCAAGAUGAAGUGGUAAUGAAUAUUUUGAAGAACAGCAUAAGUGCUCCAAUUGUACUCCAAUGGACAGAUCCUAAUGUAUGUAAAUGGAAGAACAUCAAUUGCGACUCAAGAAAUCGUGUCACUGAUAUUAAAUUAGCGAACCAAACCCUUCAAGGCAUUCUCCCAAAAGAACUUGUGAAGCUGACAGCUUUGCAACGUUUCGAGUGUCAAAGCAAUGGCCUCACAGGUCCAUUCCCUUACCUCUCGAAAUCCUUACAAAGGCUUAUAAUCCACGACAACCAAUUCACCUCUAUUCCUAGCAAUUUCUUCACGGGAAUGAGAAAUUUGCAAGAAGUCAAUAUUGAUGACAACCCAUUGUCUCUGUGGCAAAUUCCUAAUUCUCUAAGAGACUGUGUUGCACUCCGAUAUUUUAGUGCUCAUAAUGCUGGCAUUAAUGGGACUAUUCCUGAUAUUUUUGGCAGAGAUGGUCCCCUUUCCGGGUUGGUUUUUUUGGAAUUAUCUAGUAAUUAUUUAGAAGGUGUAUUGCCUGCAAGUCUUUCUAGCAGUUCAAUAGAGUUUCUUUUGGUGAAUGGACAAAAUAGCAAUAAUAAGCUCACGGGUACCCUAGAUGUGUUACAAAACAUGACAUCUUUGAAAAAAAUAUGGGUUAAUGACAAUUCAUUUACCGGACCUAUACCUGAUGUGUCACGCCUUGAUCAACUGUCUGAUAUAAAUUUAAGAGAUAACCAGUUGACCGGUGUUGUUCCACCUUCUUUAGUUAAUCUUCCAAACUUGGGACUUGUGAAAUUAACAAACAAUUAUCUUCAAGGUUCACCUCCCAAAUUUAGAAAUGGAGUUGAAGUUGAUAAUAAUAUGGUCGGGAGUAGAAAUCAGUUUUGCACAAAUGUUCCAGGGCAACCAUGUAGUCCUCUUGUGAAUGUUUUGCUAUUAGUUAUUGAACCUUUGGGUUAUCCUCUUGAGUUCGCUGAAAAUUGGCAAGGUAAUGAUCCUUGUGCUAAUAAAUGGGUUGGUAUAGUUUGUGCUGAUGGAAAUAUUUCAGUUAUUAACUUUCAAAACAUGAGAUUAACUGGUCAUAUUUCUCCAAAUUUUGCCAGUCUUUCAUCUUUAACAAAAUUACUCUUUGCAAACAAUAGUCUCACAGGUACCAUACCAAACCAACUUACUAGUAUGCCUCUUCUACAAGAAUUUGAUGUUUCCAAUAAUCACUUGUAUGGUCGUGUGCCAUCAUUUUCUGAAGGUGUUGUUCUUAAAUUAGGUGGAAAUCCCGACAUUGGAAAGGAUAAACCCAGUACUAGUGAUAACCUUGGGUUGGGAGGUAGUGGUAACAAAAGUAAUGGUGUCAGUGUCAUUGUCGGAAUUAUUUUGGGAAUUGUCAUUUUACUUUGUAUUGGGGCACUAUUAAUUAUUAAGUUUGGAAAAAGGUUUAGGAUUCAUACGAGGAUGGGUAAACAUCCUGAUGCUAUAAAGGUACAUCAUAAAUAUCAAUGGGAUGAGAAUGAUGUGAAGGUAAGUGUUGUUAGCAAUGGUGAAGUAAGUGGUGUAUUGAGUACCACUGGUAAUGUUUAUGAAGCUAGUAACAUGGUGAUUUCAAUUCAAGUUUUGAGACAAGUUACAUAUAAUUUUUGUGAGGAAAAAAUAGUCGGGAAGGGUGGUUUUGGCACUGUUUACAAAGGGGAAUUGCACGAUGGGACACAAAUUGCGGUGAAAAGGAUGCAAUCAGGAAUGGGGGAUGAGAAAGGACCGAAUGAAUUCACGUCGGAGAUUGCAGUUCUUACAAAAGUUCGACACAAACAUUUGGUUUCACUAUUAGGGUAUUGCUUAGAUGGAGAUGAAAGACUUUUGGUUUACGAGUACAUGCCUCAAGGUGCUUUGAGCAGACAUUUGUUCAAUUGGAAAGAGGAAGGGAUAAAACCACUAGAAUGGAAGACAAGGCUUAGUAUUGCCUUAGAUGUUGCUAGGGCUGUAGAAUAUCUUCAUGGGUUUACCCAACAAAUUUUUAUCCACAGGGAUCUCAAACCAUCCAACAUUUUGCUUGGAGAUGAUAUGCGGGCUAAAGUAUCUGACUUUGGAUUGGUGCGGCUUGCUCCCGAAGGAAAACUUUCAUUUCAAACUAGACUUGCUGGAACUUUUGGAUAUAUGGCACCGGAGUAUGCUGUCACCGGAAGACUAACAACAAAGGCCGAUGUGUAUAGUUUUGGUGUGAUUCUGAUGGAGAUAAUAACAGGAAGGAAAGCUCUCGAUGAUACCCAACCAGAAGAGAAUAUCCACCUUGUUACAUGGUUCCGUAGGAUGUUAUUGAAUAAGAGUUCGUUCCAAACAAUCAUUGACCAAACAAUUGAGGUUGAUGAAGAAACCUAUGCAAGCAUCAAUACAGUUGCUGAGUUGGCAGGACAUUGUAGUGCAAGGGAGCCUCAUCAACGUCCCGACAUGAGUCAUGCAGUGAAUGUAUUAUCAUCUCUUGUUGAAGUGUGGAAGCCCUCAGAACAAGAUGUUGAUGACAUAUAUGGAAUCAACUUUGAUAUGACAUUACCAGAAGCUCUCCAAAGGUGGCAAGCUUUCGAAGGAAGAAGCACUCUUGAUUUAACUCUUUCCCCCUCACCAAUGCAAACUACUGGAGACAACUCACAUACUUCUGAAUCCCCCAAGGUGCCUUCAGAUGCACGAAAGUGAAGUUAGAUAUUAGAAAUU
This is a messenger RNA of Trifolium pratense (red clover), 2775 nucleotides long. RefSeq names its product receptor protein kinase TMK1-like. The coding region runs from base 1 to 2757 and encodes 918 amino acids. Gene Ontology annotation, molecular function: protein binding; ATP binding; protein kinase activity. The transcript is spliced from 2 exons. The record is from RefSeq and is a predicted model, not a curated record. Lineage: Eukaryota; Viridiplantae; Streptophyta; Magnoliopsida; Fabales; Fabaceae. Gene Ontology annotation, biological process: protein phosphorylation.